AUGAAAUUGCUUAGUGUUGUGCGACCUGUUCAACUUCCUGGUCCUCGUGGACUUCGCCUGACGGGUCCAUCAAGGGGAGCUCUUGCACGUCUUCCUGUUGGGCUUUUGACAAGAGGUGGUCGUAAUGUGUUCUCAUCUCCAGUUGCUGAAAGUAUAUCACCAUCCAAAAAGUUGCCAUCAAAAUCUCGCUCCCCUAGUCGUUCUCCAGUUUCCAAACCUUUAAAGGAUUGGCAGAGAAAACGUUCAUAUAGAUCCAGGUCUAGUUCAUCCUCAAAAUCACUUGGCUCCCCUCAUUCUUCGUCCUCAAGUAGUUUCAGGACAAAACGCCACUGGCGUCGGGAUUCUCGGUCGCGCUCUGGUUCUCGACAUACACAGCGAAAAACGAAUGAUGUAAAGGAUUCUCAAAAAAGUACACCACAACCAGUCACCAGGGGGAAUUCCAAGGGUAGACGACGAAGACGCGGUGGUGCCUCAAAUGCUGACUCGAGUACUGACGCGAAUACCUCAAAUGAAGAUACAACAGCUGCAAGGGGUCGUGGACGCGGCAACUGGCGAGGUAAACGUGGAAAUAUUUCGAAGCAGACUCCACCGAGCGAGUCUCGCCUUACCCAACGAGCCAGUAGGUUUAAAGACCAUCUGACUCAGUCAUCCAUUGGGUCAGGCUCAAUUGGACGAACUACCAGUCAGCUGCUUUCAAACUACACUGACGAGCGUGAUGAUUUGGUUGUUGAUUUUGGUAGCUGUCAAAUCAUCGGUACUAUGCAGGAAAUAGAAAAACAGUAUUUAAGACUGACUCGAGUAAGCUUUGUUAGUUUGUUCAGUGUAUUCUGUAGUAUUUUCUCAGUUGUCUUUUAA
Molecule: messenger RNA, 855 nt
Organism: Schistosoma turkestanicum
Lineage: Eukaryota; Metazoa; Platyhelminthes; Trematoda; Strigeidida; Schistosomatidae
Source: the annotation of a GenBank genome assembly